AAAUACAUCGCGAGCGCUCGCGAAUAUCGCGUAGUACCAGUGCGCAGUACCAAAAGGACAUUACGGGACGGUAGGAACACUAUAUACUACUGCGGUGUCUUUGUUCGUACGCGAUGAACCUAGCGCCUCUGGUGUGGUCAGUGCUGUUGACGCUACAGUGGGACGCAGCUUUGUGUGCCACCAUCCCAGCCUGCCCAGAUAUUCCUGGAGUAGGGAAUGCGACAUACGAAGAACUCGAAAGACAUGAUGCGACACCGUACAUGCGUGUGCGGUACACCUGCAACGAAGGUUUCUACUUAGAAGGUUCACCUGAGAUUGCCUGCCUAGACGCAGAGCAGGGCCGCCAGUGGCAUCCAGAGCCUCCAGCAUGUCAUGGUUUCAAAAAUUGUGAGGACAUAUUCUACAUUCCAAAUGUUUUUGUAACCGGAGAUGACUGCUGCAAGCCGGGCGACAAACUGGGUUUCGAGUGCAACGACGACGUCACGCACUUGCUAGUCGGCGCGAACGAACUGACGUGCUUGAGAAACGGUUCCUGGGAUCAUCCUGCUCCACAAUGCUUAAGUCGCAGCUGCAGUCCCCCUGGGACUUCACCACGCGGCGAGGUAGACUAUCACAAGGAUGGUGUCUUCUACAACGAUGACUGCUGCGAGCAUGGCGUUGAAGCACGCUUCACCUGCGAUGAAGAGCAUGACCUCGUCGGGCAAGAGAGCAUAACUUGCCGAAACCGUGAAUGGUCAGCUCCCAGGCCACGCUGCAAACCCAAGGCAGCGGAAGUGUGCGAAGACCUGGUCGUGCCAAACUCUGUGGUGAGAGGAGACAAAUCGGGCGGAGACUAUUUCGUUCCAUAUGACAUAGUGAUAGUGGAUUGCAAUCACGGUUAUCGAAUUAGCGGGACCGAUUACCUGGAAUGCAACACAGAUGGCACUUGGAGUGACCCACCUUCGUGUGUUGAAUACAACUGCACUCGAGAGGACUUCGGCCCCCAUAUCAUCGUGGAAGAGUUUGUCAACAGUACCGUCGCCGAAUUCCCCGUCGACAGCCGAAUCUACCUGAAGUGCGAAGAGGGCUACAUGCUCGAGGGUGCAUCCAGCUUGGUCUGCGCGGAAGGCGGAUGGUCUCGAAAGCCCAAGUGCCGGAGGAUCCACUGUGGCCGUCCAUCGGUACCAGAGUUAGGCUGGAUGGAGAUGAAUACUUCGUUCGUCGGUGACGUGGCCUCGUUCGGCUGCCGAGAAGGGUAUAAGCUGAAAGGGCACAAGCACCGCUUUUGUCUCGCCAACGGCGUAUGGAAUGGAUCUCUGGGACGUUGCGUCGCGGAAGAGGGGCUAGUGGCUGAACGGGGCUGCGAGAAUCCGGGUAUACCAGACAACGGCGUGAAGAAGAGUAGCUCUUACAGACCUGGAGCCAAAGUCUACUUCUCCUGCAAUCGGGGUUAUAGGCUUCGCGGGCAGAAUAGGAUAUCGUGCGACCGUAGAGGAUUCUGGUCGCAUCCCCUUCCAACGUGCAUAGGGACGUUCUACUACGACACGCCAUUGCAGGCGAAGCAAAAGUUGAUGAAGGCACUGACAAUCACUACAAACACGCCGGAUGCCAUGAACGCCUCAGUUGAAGACGGCUGGCCAAUGGGGUUGAACCCGAAUGUAUCAAGUGUUCGCCGUGUGGUGUAUUUCGUUAUCGACGCGUCUAACACUAUAGGCGAAAGGGACUUCAGGAAAAGCGUUGCGUUAGCAAGAUCCAUGGUUAUGAAGAUCAAUGUCACAGAGCAAGGACAUCGCGUUGGGGUCGUCAUAUUCAGCAACGACGCCACGAGUCUUGUAAGGCCCCACGUAGACAUAUCAAUGGAUCACGUGCUCGAAAAACUUGAUGCCAUAUCUUACACGGGAGGACGAACUAAUUUGAAGGCAGCGUUGGAUGAAGUAGCAAGAUAUUUGGGUAUAUACUUCGCGAUACACCGUAUCCCUCAAAGCCAUGAAAAUCUGCACGUCAGCAUCUUCCUGAUAACCAACGGAAAGGCUAACUUGGGCGGGAGUCCCAAGCAAGCUAUAACAGAACUGAGGCGACCUCCGUACCGUGCUGAAGUCUACUGCAUUGGCUUAAGGAGCGCGUUCAGCGUGCUUCUGGAGGAUCUAGUGUCCAGUCCCAUAGAUGACCAUCUGAUCAUCCUUCGGGGCUACGACAGCUUUUUGUUGCCAGCAGAGAGACUCAUCAACGGGUUUAGUGGUCGUAGCUGUAGGCCUCCUGGAAUUCCACCAUACGGCGGCGUAGACUAUUACAAGGAUGGUGUCCUCUACAACGAUGACUGCUGCGAGCAUGGCGUUCAAGCACGCUUCACCUGCGAUGAAGAUCAUGAUCUCGUCGGGCGAGAGAUCAUAACUUGCCGGAACCGUAAAUGGUCUGCUCCCAGGCCACGCUGCAAACCCGAGGCAGUGGAAGUGUGCGAAGACAUAAUCGUGGCAAACUCAGUGUUGAGAACAGACAAAUCGGGUGGAGACUAUUUCGUUCCAGAUGACGAAGUGUUCGUGUAUUGCAAUCACGGUUAUCGAAUUAACGGGACAGAUUACCUGGAAUGCAACGAAGAUGGCACUUGGAGUGAUCCCAUACCUUCGUGUGUUGAGUACAACUGCACUCGAGAGGACUUCGGCCCCCAUACCAUCGUGGAGGAGUUUGUGAACAGCACCGUCAUGGAAUUCCCCGUCGACAGCCAAAUCAACCUGAAGUGCGAAGAGGGUUACGUGCUGGAGGGUGCAUCCAGUGUGAUCUGCGCGGGAGGAGGAUGGUCUAGGAAGCCCGAGUGCCUGAGGAUCCACUGUGGCCGUCCAUCGGUACCAGAGUUCGGUUGGAUGAAGAUAAAUACCUCGUUCAUCGAUGACGUAGCUUUAUUCGGCUGCCGACAAGGGUAUAAGCUGAUUGGUCACGAGAAUCGCUUUUGCCUGCCCAACGGCGUAUGGAACGGAUCUGUGGCACGUUGUGUCUCGGAAGAGCGACUGGCGGCUCAACGCGGUUGCGAGAGUCCGGGCAUACCAGACAACGGCGUGAAGAUUGGUAACUCUUACGGACCUGGAGCCAAAGUCAAUUUCUCCUGCAAUCCGGGUUAUAGGCUUCGCGGGAACGAUACAAUCCUUUGCGAUCACAGAGGGUUUUGGUCGCACCCCUUGCCAACUUGCAUAGGGAAGUUCCAGUUCCAAGUUCAGUAUGAGAUGCCACUGAAAGAAAAGGAAAGGCUGGUGAGGCCAGCCAUUAAAAAUCUGUCGGAUGCCUUGAAUGCUUCUGUUAAAGAGAACAGGGGAAUGGGUCUGAACUUGGAUGCACCAGGCGUACGUCAUGUGGUCUACUUUGUUAUCGACGCGUCCUCCCGUAUGGGCGAAAGGGACUUCUGGAAAGGCGUUGCCUUGGCAAGAGCCAUGAUUAUGAAGAUCAAUGUUACAGAGCGAGGCCAUCGAGUUGGCGUACUAACGUUCAGCAACAGGUCCACGCGCGUUGUGUCGCCCAGCAGACACCACUCAAUGGAUGUCGUCCUCGAACGACUUCGUGGCGUAAUUUACGUGGGAGGGGGCACAGCCUUGGUGUCAGCGUUGGAAGAAGUCAUGGUAGAGUAUCACACUGCCUGGGCCAGAUUCGUAGGGGAUCGAAAGAAGUUGAAACUGAGCAUCUUCCUGAUAACCGACGAAAAGGCCAGCUUGGGAUGGCGUCCCAAGCAAAUUAUCGCAAUGCUGAAGAAAGGCAAAUUCGGAGCAGAAAUCUACGGCAUAAGCGUAUCGAGUCGUCCCGGCCGAGACGCUCUGAAUGAUGUAGUGUCCACUCCCAUAGAAAACCAUUUGUUCAUCCUCCGGGACUUCGACAGCAUUCUGUGGCUUGCAGCGAUUCUCACCAACGGCACCAUUAAUUAUUCCGUGUGUGGCCGUACCCAUAGACACAAUAUUGAUACCGGUAAGGAAGACGGACCCCAGCCGAGAAUCGCAGGGGGUGAAGAUGUCGAGAACUCCUGGCCUUGGAUGGUGGAGGUCAUGAGAUCAGGCGGUCUGUGCGGCGGCUCCAUCAUUUCGAGAACUUGGAUCCUGACUGCUGCGCACUGCGUUUGCAAAAUGAUAAGUAACGAGAUCGUGAGAAGAGAGGAAAUCAAGAUACGACUAGGAUUGACUGACAGAAGAAACACAUCGUUUGUAGAAGAUAUUGCAAUAAAAAGAAUAAUACGACACGAAGCUUACAACGCAACUACACUCGAGAACGACAUAGCUCUUCUUGAACUGCAGAGCAACAUCACUUAUGAUCCGUACGUUCGACCCAUUUGCCUCCCUCCUGAAGAACUUCGGAACAACAGUGAUUUCUACCAUGCGAAGAAGCCCGCAUUUGUGAUUGGAUGGGGCUCAAAUGGGACGUGGAACGCUAUGCAAAAACUACAGCAGGUGAAGGUUACCAUCCACGAUGAGACGAACUGUACCCGUGCAUAUAACAAGUACCAACUUGCGGACGAUAUGAUGUGCGCCAGUGGCUAUGGAGAAGGUGACUCCUGCGGGGGCGAUGGCGGUGGACCACUGAUGCAAGGUGUUGCCAAAGACGAAUAUAUCUGGACCCAGGUGGGCAUUGUGAGCUGGGGAGGGACUGCACGAUGUGGCAAGAGCGGCAAACCCGGUGUCUAUACCAAUGUGUGGAAACACAGGCGAUGGAUCGAUCAGUACGUGUCAGACGCACAAGAAGCUCCAUAAGUGAUAACUACAAGGUCCACCCAACUAGGCUGUGUAUACACAUGAACGGCAUGACCGGUGCUGCUGGACUACUGCAGACCUCGUAGCAUUUUCUGUUACUUAUGACGGCAGGCCUUUUUUUGGCGCAUUUAUGAAAAAUGAAUACAAAUAAAAGAAAGUUUGGGAUCUA
Messenger RNA from Ornithodoros turicata, 4869 nucleotides. RefSeq names its product sushi, von Willebrand factor type A, EGF and pentraxin domain-containing protein 1-like. Gene Ontology annotation, molecular function: serine-type endopeptidase activity. Bases 114 to 4700 code for a protein of 1528 amino acids. The transcript has 27 exons. The record is from RefSeq and is a predicted model, not a curated record. Gene Ontology annotation, biological process: proteolysis; complement activation. NCBI's taxonomy places the organism in Eukaryota, Metazoa, Arthropoda, Arachnida, Ixodida, Argasidae. Gene Ontology annotation, cellular component: extracellular region.